Molecule: messenger RNA, 2400 nt
Organism: Alternaria arborescens
Lineage: Eukaryota; Fungi; Ascomycota; Dothideomycetes; Pleosporales; Pleosporaceae
Product: P-type cation-transporting
Exons: 1
Coding region: 1-2400 (799 amino acids)
Biological process (GO): monoatomic cation transport
Cellular component (GO): membrane
Molecular function (GO): metal ion binding; ATP binding; ATPase-coupled monoatomic cation transmembrane transporter activity
Source: RefSeq, a predicted model, not a curated record
AUGACCUGUACAGGGUGCGAGACAAAGCUACAGCGAACACUGGGUAGUCUCGACUACGUCAGCAAACUUCAGACCAGCCUGGUCCUUGCCCGCGUCGAGCUCGAUAUCAACACCAAGCUUGCGACUGCCGACGAUGUGGUCAAACAUCUCCACCGCACAACUGAGUUCAAAUGCGAGAUCGUUUCCAACCAAGGCUGUAGUCUGGAUCUUAUCUGUUCGGGAGACCCAGCGGCUUUUGUCAAUGGGCAGUGGCCGGAUGGAGUGUCAGACGUACGCCGCCUAAACAAAGAUACAAUCCGUGUGGAAUACGAUGCGAAGAUUGUGGGGGCGAGGGACUUGAUGUGUGACGAGUGGAGUCGGUCAUUGCAACUUGCACCGCCUUGUCCAGACUCUUCUUUGGAAGCUGGCAAUAGGCAUGUUCGAAACAUGGGCUUGUUGACGUUGCUCUCUGCCGGAUUGACCAUCCCCGUACUGGUCAUGGCAUGGGCACCUCUUCCUGAGCGCGAGAUUGCUUAUGGCUCCGCGUCACUCGCCCUCGCUACUGUCGUCCAAGUUGUCAUCGCAGGUCCUUUCUACCCGAAAGCGCUCAAGGCAUUGGUGUUCUCUAAGGUCAUUGAGAUGGAUCUGCUCAUUGUACUGAGUACAAGCGCCGCGUACAUCUUCUCAGUUGUUUCGUUCGGCUACCUAGUCAGCGGAAACCCUCUAUCAACGGGCGAGUUCUUCGAGACAAGUACGCUGUUGGUGACACUCAUCAUGGUCGGACGAUGGGUGGCAUCGUUGGCGCGACAAAAAGCGGCAGAGUCCAUCAGUAUUCGUUCCUUACAAACCCCUACUGCCAUGCUGGCCAGCGACGACGGGAUGGACAAGGAGAUCGAUGCUAGGAUGUUGCAAUAUGGAGACAUCUUCAGGGUCGCUCCAGACUCGCGCAUUCCGACAGACGGUACCGUCAUCUCGGGUUCUUCGGAAAUUGAUGAAUCGAUGUUAACAGGCGAGGCUCAGCCCGUUGAGAAGCACACCAAGUCGGCCGUUAUUGCAGGAACCAUCAACGGAAGCGGAACGCUUACCGUCCGCCUAACCCGUCUGCCUGGCGAUAAUACCAUCACGACGAUUGCGGGUAUGGUUGACGAAGCAAAGCUUUCCAAACCCAAGAUUCAAGAGAUUGCCGACACUGUAGCCAGCUACUUCGUCCCUGUUGUAGUGACCCUGACAAUCAUCACUUUCGUCAUCUGGGUCGCCAUUGGGAUUGCGAUACGCCAUCAAUCAGGCUCAGAAGCGACCAUCGAAGCCAUCACGUAUGCCAUCACAGUCCUAAUUGUCUCGUGUCCUUGCGCUAUCGGUCUCGCGGUUCCUAUGGUUAUCGUGAUCGCGUCCGGCGUCGCAGCGAAGCGCGGUGUUGUCUUCAAGACCGCAGGUAGCAUCGAAGUCGCGUAUAGAACGACCGACGUAGUGUUCGACAAGACGGGUACCUUGACAGCAGGAAGGCUGGCGGUGGUGCAUGAGGAGUAUGUUCAGGGUGGUAGUGCGGAUGACGCCAAGUUACUUUUGGGUUUGCUUGGCAAUGUCAAACACCCCGUGUCGGCGGCCAUUGCAACACAUCUCGCGUCGCGAGGUCUAUCAGCUACAACCGUACCAGACGCCAAGGUGGUUACCGGCAAAGGUGUCCAUGGGAUGGCCAAUGGUAAGAAGCUACGCGCCGGUAACUCGAGAUGGCUUGCGCUUUCCGAAGAUCCGCGUGUCCGCUCCAUGCUGUCCCAGGGUUUCACCACCUUUUGCUUCACCAUCGACAGCACUCUAGUAGCUAUCUAUGGUCUGCAGGACACAUUACGACCCGACGCAGCAUCCACCAUCGAUCAUCUCCAACGCAGCGGCAUCAACGUCCAUGUACUGUCUGGCGAUGAUGAUGGCGCUGUUAAGAGGAUUGCCUCGCAGCUCGACGUACCAGAAGAGAAUGUUCGCUCUCGUUGCUCACCUGCAGAUAAGCAAACUUAUAUUCAGAGCCUUCUCGCAGCACCUUCAACAGCUCUUCUGACUGGCAAGUCUCGCAAGCCGAUUGUCAUGUUCGUUGGGGACGGCACAAAUGACGCUGUUGCCCUUGCUCAGGCCACAAUCGGCGUUCAUAUGUCGAGCGGUACUGACAUCGCACAAUCCGCUGCCGAUGUAGUUCUUGUCCGUCCUAGCCUGUCAGGCGUACUGACCAUUAUCAACGUGAGUAGGAAAGCGAUACAUAGAAUCGUUUUCAACUUUAGCUGGAGUUUCGUAUACAACACUUUCGCUGUACUGUUGGGUGCGGGCGCCUUCGUGCACGCGAGGAUUCCGCCGGAGUUCGCGGGUCUCGGGGAACUGGUCAGUGUACUACCUGUGGUGUUGGCAGCAGUCUUGUUGAGAUGGUCGAAAGUCUGA